Molecule: messenger RNA, 1281 nt
Organism: Mugil cephalus (flathead mullet)
Lineage: Eukaryota; Metazoa; Chordata; Actinopteri; Mugiliformes; Mugilidae
Gene: krt98
Product: keratin 98
Exons: 8
Coding region: 40-1236 (398 amino acids)
Molecular function (GO): structural molecule activity
Source: RefSeq, a predicted model, not a curated record
GUGAUGCUUUCAACUGCAGAUCCACUCCAGUAAUCCAACAUGUCUUUCAGCUCCAAAUCCUACACUUCAAGGACCCUGAGCGUCUACGGUGGAGCCGGCGGUCGAGGCUCCCGCAUCUCCUCCUCCCAGGCAUGCUAUGUGCCACCUCCCAGUGGCUUCAGCCUUACUGACGGCCUCGACCUCCACGUUAGUGCCAACGAGAAGGCCACCAUGCAGAACCUGAACGACCGUCUGGCCUCCUACCUGGAGAAGGUGCACACCCUGGAGAAGGAGAAUGACCGCCUGGACAGGCAGAUCAAAGAGUGGUACCUGAGCAGGACUGUGAUCUCCCACGACCACAGCAGCUACUUCGCCAUCAUCGAGGACCUGAAGGACAAGAUUCGUAUUGCCUCCAGAGUCAAUGCCAAGCUAGUCCUGGAUAUUGACAAUGCAAAACUGGCUGCUGAUGAUUUCAAAGUGAAGUAUGAGAACGAGAUGGCCAUGAGGAUGGCUGUGGAGGCAGACAUCGUUGGACUGAAGAGGGCGUUGGAUGACAUCAACCUGGCCAGGAUGGAUCUGGAGAGUCAGUACGAGUCCCUGAAGGACGAGCUCAUCAUGCUCAAGAGGAACCAUGAGGAGGAGAUCACUCUGCUGAGGAGUCAGAUGGGCGGCCAGGUUAACGUAUCUGUGGACGCUUCACCCUCUGUAGACCUGAACCAUGUCAUGUCUGAGAUCAGGGAGCACUACGAGGGUGUGAUCAACAAGAACCGCAAGGAGCUGGAGUCGUGGUAUCAGACCAAGAUCACAGCAGUGGAGCAGGACGUGAUCACGCACACGGAGAUUUUGGUGACCUCCCGCUCAGAAAUUAAAGAACUGAAGAGCACCCUCCAGAGGCUUCAGAUUGAACUGCAGUCUCAUUUGAGCAUGAAAGCGUCUCUGGAAGGAACCCUGGCAGAGACCCAGUCACGCUACGCUGCACAGCUGGCAAGUCUCCAAAACACGGUCACAAGCCUGGAGGUUCAGCUGACCCAGAUCCACGCCAACAUCACUACCAACAAACAGGAGUACGACAUGCUGCUGGACCUCAAGACCCGACUGGAGAGGGAGAUUGCAGAGUACAGGAGGUUGCUGGAUGGGGAGGAUGAGAGCUCAAGACAAGUGGUCACCAAGGUCAUCACAGUGGUGGAAACAGUUGUGGAUGGAAAGGUGGUUGGAAGCAGCAAGACUGUUGACGUGGAUGUGGAUGAGAUUGAGUAAAAAAUUUGGAGGUUCUGUGAAAAUUAAUAAAGAUCCUGCAGUUCA